AUGAGUGAAAAAGAGGUCGCCCCGGAGGGCGUCAAUGCGACUGAUGCCGAAUUGGCUCUUGAAAACAGUGCCAACGAUCGUGAUCUCCGGGCUCGAGAGAAAGCAUUGAUCUGGAAGCAAGAUCUUCAUAUCAUACCACUCAGCGCUGCGAUCUACCUUCUUUGCUAUCUGGAUCGGUCCAAUAUAGGGAACGCCAGAAUUAUGAACUCAGAGACUGGCAACGAUUUACUCACCGAGACUAAUAUGUCCUCAUACGAGUAUACUAUUGCAUUGAUGGUCUUCCUAAUCGCCUACGCCCUCUUCGAGGUACCCUCAAACUACUUUUUAAAGAAACUCAAACCCAGCCGGUGGAUCGCCUUCUUAAUGCUAUCAUGGGGCGCGGUCACAAUGGGCCUAGGAGGAGCUCACAACUACGCGCAAGUUACAGGUCUUCGCUUUCUUCUUGGAGUCCUGGAAGCCGGCCUCUUCCCCGGACUUGUCUACUUCCUUACCUUCUGGUACCGCACCUCGGAGCGUUCGAUUAGAGUUGCUCUGAUUUUGGCGUCUGCGACGCUGGCGGGUGCCUUUGGUGGCGCUAUAGCUUAUGGCGUAGGACACAUGAACCAAGCCCAAGGCCUGUCAGCGUGGCGCUGGCUGUUUAUCAUCGAGGGCGCGCCAUCCUUGGCCUCCGCUGUUCUGGUCUGGUUUAUUCUCCCGGACUACCCCGAGACUGCAAGCUGGCUUUCGGCGGAGGAGAAGGCUCUUGCGGCAGAGCGACUCGCAAUCGAGGGGUCAAAGGGUGCUGCAAAGGCGAUGACAUGGGAGGAUGCCAGAGAAGUUCUACUUGACUGGCGCUUAUAUGCCCACUACCUUGUUUACUUCGGGAUAUCUGCGCCAUUCUCCAGCCUCUCUCUCUUCACCCCGGCAAUUACCAGCGGUCUCGGGUAUACCAGUCUCAAGGCACAACUCAUGACAGUGCCUCCCUGGGCGGUCUCUCGCGGCCUUCACUCCGCAAUCUUCUCCUUCAUCGGCGCAAUGGGCUUCCUUGCCUCCGCUGUUCUACCGGCAGACGCAUAUCUCCACCGCUACGGCUGCCUAAUCGUUGCAACAAGCGGCUCCUUCGCCUGCAUUCCGCCACUACUCGGCUGGCUCUCAUCCAACAUACGGUCGACAGCCGGAACAGGCCUCGCCAUCGCCCUAAACGUCUCCUUCGGCGCACCAGGGCAGAUUGUCGGCGUGUGGAUCUAUAAAUCAAAUGAGGCGGAGAGGGGCUAUCCGACGGGCCAUUGGACGAAUGCGGCGCUGCUGCUGCUGGUUACGGUGGGGUGUUUGGCGUUGCGGGCGUAUUAUGGGUGGAGGAACAAGAGGUUAAGGGCUGCUGGAAGGGGCACUGCGGAGAGGUUUGCUUAUUGA
Molecule: messenger RNA, 1392 nt
Organism: Aspergillus mulundensis
Lineage: Eukaryota; Fungi; Ascomycota; Eurotiomycetes; Eurotiales; Aspergillaceae
Product: putative MFS transporter
Exons: 9
Coding region: 1-1392 (463 amino acids)
Biological process (GO): transmembrane transport
Cellular component (GO): membrane
Molecular function (GO): transmembrane transporter activity
Source: RefSeq, a predicted model, not a curated record